CUUGCAUCGACUACAAUAUGAGUACAGACCAACAAAUGCAUCUGGCGGUAGCUCCCAGAGCUAGCUCGUCGCAUCUGAACAAACCAGCACGUCAGCUUGUGCCCGCUUUUCUCCAGAAACUAUAUGAGAUGGUUAAUGACCCCUCAGACCAUGAUCUCAUUCGAUGGUCUGACACCGGUGACUCCUUCUUUGUCCUUGACCAAGAGCGCUUCGCAAGCGAAGUCCUAGGACGCUGGUUCAAACACAAGAACUUCUCCUCAUUUGUCCGCCAACUCAACAUGUACGGCUUUCACAAAAUUCCUCAUCUCCAACAAGGUGUACUCCGCUCGGAUUCUGAUACCGAAUUCUGGAACUUCGAGCACCCCCAUUUUCUCCGUGGCCAACCGGAUAUGCUCUGCCUUAUCCAGCGUAAGAAGCAGGCCGUAUCCGCCUCUGACGUCACCUCCGCCGUCGCUGAAGUUCCCAAUAAAGACCUGGGUGCAGCUGCAUCUGCAGGCGCCUUGACCCCUGGCCAAUUAAUGGACAUGAACUCAAUCGUGAAUGGUAUUCAAGCCAUCAAAAGACACCAAGCCGCCAUCUCUGCUGACCUCAACGACCUCAAGUCUUCCAACCAACAUCUUUGGCAGGAAGCCAUCGCUGCUCGUGAGAGGCACAAGAAACACCAGGACACCAUUAAUCGUAUCCUCAAAUUCCUUGCUGGUGUGUUCGGUCAUGCAGACAAUCCAAUACGCAAGGAUGAUAUAGGUGGAGGUGGGGUUGUCAGUGGUGGUGAGGGGAGUGAGAUCGUCGCGAGGAAGCCACAGCGGUUGAUGAUUGGCGAUGGACGCAAUGACGGAGGGAGUGGUGCAAAGAAGGGUGUCGACAUUGCUGAGAUUAUGGAGGACCAACAGAGGACCAGCAUAGAUAGUGCAAAGUCUUCUGAGAUGGAUUUUUUCGCAUCUCUGGACACACCUUCUGCUAUCCCAUCUGAGUAUGGUCCUUCGUGCAAUACUUCACCCCGAUUUGCAUCCAUUGAACCUUCUCUUCCUGAUGCCCCAACUCCCUCAGCAGAUGCAAAUACCACGUCAUGCCCCAACACCGCCCCAAUCAGCACCACGACUACAGCCAAUGGCAUCAAUCUAAACACAUCAAAUAUAAAUACCGCUCCACCCACCUCACCAAAUACCGCCCUCCCUCGCCCUGCCCCGAUUCACCACUCAGUCUCUGCACCUGCUUUCACCUCCCUGACUACAACAUCCCCUCCGCCUUCCCCACAGAAUGAUGCCCUCAUCCAUGCUGCACUAUCCCAGGUGCUCUCAUCUCCUGUGCAGAUGCAGAAACUGAUAGCUGCUCUCGGCGGGGGUGGGUUCUCGUUUCCAGGAGAUGGACACACGCAAGGAAUAAUACCACAAUCCAUUAUGCAGCAGCCUUUCCCCGCCCAGCCACAACCCCAGCCGCAGCCGCAAGCCCAGUUGCCCCAGCAACACACAAACGCCAAUCCAGCACAACUAAUGCCGUACGACCCCCCCAUGUUCCAGACCGACUACUCUGGUCCAUACGCCCUCUCUCAAAAUGAUGGUGCUGAGUUAGCGGCUUUCGAAGCACACGAUGAUCACCUGCAGAAGACUUACUCUACAGCACACGAGAUCAACACAGAUGUUGACUCGCUAGAGACAAACAUUCAUUCCCUUAUUCAGAGCCUUGGCUUUGACCCGUCGACUUUUGACGCUACUGACGGCGCACAGCCGCAUCUCGAUGAUCCCUAUGGGGUAGGUUCGGGGCAGGAUUCUUUUGACAUUGGCUCAUAUCUUAACGGGAUGGAUCUGGCGCAUGAUGCGGCUGGGCAUACGGGCCAGGGUGAGGAAGAUCCGGAUAUGGAGAGCUUGAGGUUGGCAGACAAGCUGGAUUCGUCAACGGCGCGUGGAGCAGGCGUAGACAAAAAAGUGCCAAGUGAAGAGAUGCAUGCAUUCCUUGACGGGGUUACUUCUCAAAAUGGCGGCGUGGACAUGGCCACGUCUUUGAUGCAAACAACCCAAAGUGCGAACGCCACGCGAGGCCGCAAACGCAAAUCAGACAUACCGGAUGUUGAUUCACUCUCUGGUCCAACAGAAUCGACAUCAUCAUCAGCAGGAAGUAGGACUAAAAGGAAAAGAUGAAUAAAUAGCAGGAUGGGCGACAUGAUGUGAGUAAGGAAUGUCAAAACACUGUAGAGCUAUAUUGAUACUGCUACCACUGUGUUAUUAUAACGUUACCGUUAUAUGUAGUGCUGUAAUACGUCGAAAAAUG
Messenger RNA from Suillus discolor, 2265 nucleotides. RefSeq lists its product as uncharacterized. The record is from RefSeq and is a predicted model, not a curated record. Bases 18 to 2135 code for a protein of 705 amino acids. The transcript is spliced from 4 exons. NCBI's taxonomy places the organism in Eukaryota, Fungi, Basidiomycota, Agaricomycetes, Boletales, Suillaceae. Gene Ontology annotation, molecular function: sequence-specific DNA binding; DNA-binding transcription factor activity. Gene Ontology annotation, biological process: regulation of DNA-templated transcription.